Hansenula ciferrii is the source of this 801-nucleotide messenger RNA. RefSeq names its product Ctk3p (gene CTK3). The record is from RefSeq and is a predicted model, not a curated record. Gene Ontology annotation, biological process: positive regulation of DNA-templated transcription, elongation; positive regulation of transcription by RNA polymerase I. Lineage: Eukaryota; Fungi; Ascomycota; Saccharomycetes; Phaffomycetales; Wickerhamomycetaceae. The coding region runs from base 1 to 801 and encodes 266 amino acids. The transcript has a single exon. Gene Ontology annotation, cellular component: CTDK-1 complex.
AUGACUAUAAUGGACCCAUUUGAAGCUAGAUUACAAUUCAUACAAAUUUUAGAGACUUUAAAUCCAUCAUCGAUGGCCAUGUCCAAAGGUGUAUCGUUCGCAUUAAAGAAUCAAGAACUUCAUGAAGAUUUCCACUCGUGUAUACUGGAAGUUUUAGAUAGAAUAGAUUUGAAUUCAAGAAUCAAUGUAUUAUAUUUCAUAGAGUCCUUAGCAUCCUCUGUUAUCAACAACCCAGUUAAAUCAACUAAUGGAAAUGGUCCAUAUAUUAAUAAUUUAAAAAAUGAUUUCCCAAUAAUAAUUAAAAAAGUUGUACCCAACCAAAAUCUAAUCAAUUUGAAAAGUACAUCAGAUAUAUUAACAAAUAUGGAAAAUCUUUAUGAAGAUCAUAAUGAAGAAUUAAGGAAUUUGUUUCAAGAUAUUUCUCUUACAAACAUUGAUCAUGAAGUUGAUAUAAAAGAAGAUGAAUCAGGUUUUAAAGGUGCUUGGAGAUUUUUAAUAAUAAAUAAACAAAAUGGUUUAAAACAAAGAUUAAAACAACUAAAUGGUGAAGUCGUGGAAAAUAAAUCAGAAGUAGAUGAAAAAAUAUUUACUAAAGAUCAAAUAUUAAUGAGAAUCGAGGCUGAUAGAGAACGUCAUAAAAGAUUUAAGGAAGUUAAUUGGAUAGUUAAUAGACCAAGCGGCAAAGUUGAAAUGAAAGAAUUCGAAAAAAUAUGGAAUCAAUAUGGUGAACUUGCUGAAGGUGAUUAUCAAGAUUUAAAAGAAUUGAAUGAUAUCGCAAAAGACAGUUAUCAAGUCAACUAA